AUGUCCGAACGGUCGAGAGGCCGCAUUGAGGUUGAGAGGGAAGGAGGUCGUCGUGGAGCAAGGGCUCGUUUCGAGUGUAUGGGGGAGAGGGAGGAGACGUGGAGGAGAAGGCUCCGCAGUGUCACGGGUCAAGGUCCUGAUGAUCAGAAAACAACAACAGCUACCAUCACAACUGACCCGCAGUCAACGAAGGAGAAACAUGAGACUGCGCAGGCGAUCUGCACGGAUGCUCGUCCCACUCCGUUCAGUUCAGCCUGA
This is a messenger RNA of Penicillium daleae, 258 nucleotides long. RefSeq lists its product as uncharacterized. The record is from RefSeq and is a predicted model, not a curated record. Lineage: Eukaryota; Fungi; Ascomycota; Eurotiomycetes; Eurotiales; Aspergillaceae. The transcript has a single exon. Bases 1 to 258 code for a protein of 85 amino acids.